AUGACCCCGCCAAAGACACCUUUGUACUGCCCCAUGUGUGAGAACCGCUAUAUGUAUUUGGGGAAGCACUUAAAGAAUCACCACGUCAAGAACCUGCAGUUGAUAAAGGACCUGCAGGCUCUGCGUAAAACGCUCAGUUACCACAUCAGAUGGUCUAAAAAGGUCAUCAAGCAGAGGCCCUCAGAGGUGGAGAUUGAGGCUGUUGAUGCUCCCUUGCCUGAAGCCCCUGAUGAUGAGGCUGAUGAGGAUGAAAUGGAGUCCAGGCCAGGCCCGCGGUCAGCAAAACCUGACAAGCCCAGGCCCACCACACUGGCUGUGUUCAGCGAGUUCCCCAAUUUCCCGCAAUCAAUCAUCGAAUACCUGGAUGACUACUGGAUGCACCUCAAGGGCUCCUGUGGAACCAAAAAGCAUGAGGAGAACCAGAAGUCCAAAGUCCGCCGGAUCAUGCUCUUCUUGGCUUUCCUUACAGAAGGUCAAACUAUGCUGCAGAACUGGAUGUUCCUCCCCAACAUUAGGAGGAUACAUCAGUGGCCCGAUUAUCUCCUCAAUGAGGGGAAGGCUGUCACUACCAUAAAGGCAUACCUGGUCAACACCUCCGAGUUCCUGGCGUACUUCAGGGACACACCGCCCUCAGCAUCCAGGGUCCCGAAAACCUCCCUGGUGGCAGUGAUCAGGGCGAUCUCUUCUGCCAUCUCCAAGCUUGGCAGGCGUGUGGUGAUCCGCCAGAUUAAAAUAAAGAAGCGGAAGAUGAGCACCGCUAUUUCCAGGCGGUACCUCCACACCUGCCAGGUCACGGCAAGGGAGAGAAUCCCUGACAUUCUUGAUCAGCUGUCCGCGGACCCCAGUCCUAAAAACCGCAGGAAGUUCUUCGGGUACGUGAGUGUGUACCUGGCCAGCUUGUAUGGGCACAGGACAGGUGUCCUGCGAAACAUGACUGUGUCCGAGGUGGAUGAGGCUCAGCAGGAUGCGAAACCGGGUGAUGACGGUUUUGUCAUCAAUGUGAAAGAGCACAAAACGAACCGUGCCUUCGGUCCGGCACAGCUGUUUUCUCACGAUGGAGGAGUUUGGGUGGUUUGA
Molecule: messenger RNA, 1077 nt
Organism: Fundulus heteroclitus (mummichog)
Lineage: Eukaryota; Metazoa; Chordata; Actinopteri; Cyprinodontiformes; Fundulidae
Exons: 6
Coding region: 1-1077 (358 amino acids)
Source: RefSeq, a predicted model, not a curated record